This is a messenger RNA of Rotaria socialis, 2103 nucleotides long. The record is from the annotation of a GenBank genome assembly. NCBI's taxonomy places the organism in Eukaryota, Metazoa, Rotifera, Eurotatoria, Philodinida, Philodinidae.
AUGGAUUGUAUUAAUCAUUCAAAAAGAAUUGUAAAUCCUAAAUCACGGCGAACACUAGUCAUAGGACAUGAUGUGUCGCUUAUUAUGAUUGAAAAUACUUCCACACUUUUAAAUCCAGAAGACAAGGAUCUAUAUCUCAGUUUUUUGGAUGAAUGUCUUGUUUCCCGUUAUACGGACUUAUCACCAUGUAUAAAAUAUUUCAAAAAAGCAUCUUCACGAGAACAUAUUAUUCUUCUAUUUCUGGCUUUUGACAAGAGCAAUGUGCAAAAAAUGGUCUCACAACUAGAUCAGUAUGAACAACUUCAAGCAAUUUUUAUUCUCUUACCUUCUGGCAAUGAAAAUAGUGAUCAACAUAAAAUGAAUAAAAACAAUGGUAGUGGAUGCUCGAGUGAAACUAGAGUCAAGUUAAUUAAAAGCUUCUAUGAAUGGAAACCACUUUCCACAGAUUUGCAUCAACAUAUUAUUGCAGCGAAAAGUAAUCUAAAAGAUGUUGGCCUAUUCAGCGUCUGUAGUUCACCAGAAACGGCUCUCCGAGACUUACGACGAGAAUUAGGCUCGUUUGUUUGGACUCAUACAUUUAGAGUGCUUCUCGUGGCUAUGCCUCAUAAUUCACAAGAAGCUAAACGACAAAUGUUAAAAGAAUGCCGAAAAUUUUACAAGGGUAAUCCUUCUCAAAACAAGAAGAUUGAUGAAUUCGAAAAAACAUAUCAAGCAUCCAAUGCUAUACGUUGGUACACUGAGCCAUGCUUUCUUUCAACACUAGUCAACAAAAAUUUGCGCUCGGAAAAUGUUCAUGCCCUAUACUUAUUUAGAUAUUUCAUCUUCGAUCUAUGCGCUAGCCUCGCAGAAGCACGAUACACACAUGCAACUCCUAUUUCUGUAUAUCGUGGUACAAUACUUCGUCGAGACGAAGUUGAGCAGCUACGUAUAGGUUCAUUGGUCUCUACCAAUGGCUUUCUUUCUUCAUCCCGUUGUCUUGAAGUUGCUUUGUCGUUUAUAUGUUCUGAUCCAGGAGUUAAUAUGCAGAUCAGUAGGAACCGCAAUGAUCCUGAACAAUUCUCGCUAUUUAAAAUCGGCAUUGACAUUAAUCUAUCACCCGAUAUUGUCGUUGCCGAUAUAAGCAAUGUAAGUCACAUACCAGACGAAAACGAAUUCCUAUUUGAUCUAGGCACGACAUUUGUCGUUACCAAUAUAUUUUAUGAUGGCGAAAAUUUUAUAUGGAAUAUUCAAAUGACAGCGUCAAAUCAAGUCGCACAAUUAAAUCGUGAAUAUGAUUCGUAUAUGCGUGAGCGCCUCUCUGAAACAAAUGCUGCAAUUUUAUUUGGCCGGAUGCUAGCUCAUUUGAGUGAAUAUUCACUAGCAAUAAAAUAUUUUCAGCGUCUAAUACGAGUUCUACCUAUUGAACAUGAAGAUCGACCGAAUCUACACUACCAACUUGCUCGUAUGUAUCGUUUUCUUGGUAAACAUAAUCAAGCUAUUCAUUAUUUUCGAUGCGCUAAGUUACUACAACGUCGUGCUUUACCUCACAAUAGUUAUGAAUACGGCAUGACAUUAGCCGGUCUUGGUACUGUUUAUUUGGAAUUAAACGAUUCAAAGCGAGCAGUACGCAUAUUGGAGGAAGCUAGUGUUUGUUAUAAUCUUGUGUCACGACCCUAUAAUACUGAAACAAUGUUCCAUUUUAAUCGACUUAGUUAUGCUUAUUACCUUGAAACACAAUAUGAACGAGCAUUGAAAUUACUCAAUGCAACGUUAGCCAUUUAUAAACAGAAAAUGCCAGCUGAUCAUCCUGGUCAUGCUCAGGCUUAUCACAAUUUAGGUUUGGUGCAUCGUGCAAUGGGUAAUAGCGAUGAGGCACUCACUGCUUUUAAAGACGCUCUGAGAAUGCGGCAAGCUCUACUUGCUCCUAAUCAUCCAUAUAUUGCCCGUACAUACUUUCAGAUGGGCUUACUUUUUGAAGAGUGCAAAGAUUACGAUGCAGCACUGGAAUGCGCUAGAAAAGCGCUUAAUAUUCAAGAACUCAAACUACCAUCUAAUCAUAACGAACUCAUUCUAUCAAGUGAGCUAGUUGGAAGUCUACUAUCCAAAACAAAUGUGGCUAUGUAA